AUGACGACGCCGUCGGCAAACCACGCGCCCGACGACAGCACGCCUGGUCUGGCUCCCCAUGCCGCCGCCGUUGCGCCGAUGGGGCUCUCGCCGAAUAGCAGCGCCUACGAUGCACAAGGGCUGCCCAUGCACUCGCCGGUGCCACACUCGGCGGCCCAUGCGACGGCCUCAACGCCGACAUCCACGAACCCUUCGGCCGCCCGCAGCGUCAAACGACCGCGACCCGUCAAGUCGUGCACCGAGUGUCGCAAGCGCAAGCUCAAGUACUCUGCAGAACACGACUCGUCUGCCCUCUCCGACGCCUCCGACGCUGAGCCAAGCGACGCGCAACGGCCGGCGAAGCGCAACUGUGCUCCCGUGGGGGGUCAAGGAAACAACGCCGGGAGCGCCAACCUGGGCCCUCCCUUUUCGUCAGCGCGCAACGGGGAUAUCAAUGGCGCGUCGCCUCUGCAGGAGCUGGCCUCUAGAGUCGAUCGCCUGGAAAACCAUGUGCUGAUCAAGAGUCCCUCGGCCGCCGAGAUGCCCCGCCUGCCGCUCUCGCCGGCAACGAUACGAGGGCUGACCGUGAAGCAAGGAGCUCUCCAGACGCGGUUCUUCGGCCAGAGCAGUGUGCGCGUCCUCAUGAACCUGUUUGACGAGGCCAAGGAGUUCUUGGCCAACCACGCUGACUCGGCCGAGUUUCGCGAUCUCAUGUCAGCCCUGUCCCGACUGCACAAGCUGAUCCUCGACUCGUACAAGGAGUCGCUCACGCCCAUGACGGUGUACGUCGAGUCGACGACGCCGGUGCGGGGUCGAAUGCAACACGUCCUCCCCAAGCGCGAAGUCUGCGACAAGCUGCUCGGGUCGUACAUACACACGACGGAGACGAUCUACAGGAUCAUACACAUGCCCACUUUCAUGGCCCAGUACGAGAUGUACUGGGACGGAAAACUGCAGGGCGACACAUUUCUGCCCCAGCUUCUGGCCAUCUGCGCCACGGGUUCGCGGUUCGAGGCCAAGUCAAAGGGCCUGCGCAAGAGCAUUGGCACCGAGUUCGACGGCGUUCACAUCCCGACGGCCUGCGAGCUGGUCAAGUCCUGGCUCCACAGCUUAAAGGGCAAACAACUGAUUGACUUUACGACGCUGCAGACGGAGAUGCUUCUCCUGCAAGCCAUGCGCAUGACGGCGGCGAGGCCACAGGUCUUGUGGACGCAAUUGGGCGCCAUUCUCCGCAUGGCCAUGACGAUGGGGAUGCACCGGGAUCCUUCCGAAUUCGAACCCCAAAUCCCCGUCUUCUCGGCCGAGAUGCGGAGGAGAAUGUGGUUCUCCAUCCUUGAACUCGACCUGCACGUCUCACUCGUCUGCAGCCUGCCCUGCUCGAUCCGGGAAGGCGACUUCACCUGCAAGCCGCCCAGCAAUCUCAACGACAAGGAGCUCUUCCCCGAGAUGGUUGAGCUGCCCCCGAGCCGACCGAUCGACAAUGGCACAGACAACCAGAUUCAAUGCUACGCGGCCAUGACGGUCGGCAUCCGCCUCAAAGUGGUGCACAUGCUCAACCGCAUCGACUCGAUCCGCGACUACAACGAGGUGCUCGAGCUCGGGGCCAAGCUCGAGCUGAUCUCGGAGGACAUUGGCUAUCUUUUCCCGCGGAACAAUUCGCUGAGCGACAGCGAGCAAAGCAAGAUGUGGCGAUGCCGGGUCAUUCUCGACAUGCACAUCCGACGGCCACUGCUGGCGCUGUACCGCCCCUUUGCGUUGGGCUCGGUGGAUGCGCCGGCGCAGAUCACGCGGGCCUACCUCUCGUCGUCCAUGGUGAUCCUACAGUACCUCGACGAGCUCGACCCGAUGCUGGCGCACUACCAGAGCGUCAGUGACAUGUACCACCUUGUGCUCAAGCGGGAUAUGCUGCAGGCGUCGCUGAGCUUGUGCUAUUACAUCCGUGCCGGCCUCCAGUCGAACGCGGGCCCGUACAGCAACCUCAAGCUGGCGGCGCUGUCCCCGGAGCCGUUCGACGAUGCGCGGUCGUACCGGGCCGAAACGCCAGCGCUUUGGUCACCGGUGCGCCUCAUCAAGACAGUCGACAAGUCGAUGGACCUGCUGAUGCGCAACGUCGGUGGCGGCGACGUCAAGGAUAUCGUCGCCCUGUCGGUCGUCCUCGCAUCGGUACAGACGACGGCACACGAGCAGAAGCUGCACGAGAUCCGGCGCAUGCUGACCGUCGUGCUCGAGACGUGUAUGCGCGCCACCAACACAAACCCCGAGCUCGUCCAUUCCCCGCUGCCUCACCCUCCGCCGCCGCUGUCGAUUAACAACAGCCACCCCUAUCUCCAGGCACAGGUGCCGGGCCAGCAGCCUCCACACUACAUGCUGCACCCCAACGGCAUGGCGGCGGCGCCGACGCAGGAUGAGGAGAGCAUGAUUUGGGACCUCGAGGGCCUCGACCCGAGCUGGGAUCUGUACUGGGGCCAGAUCAUGCCGCUGUGGUCGUCAUGA
This is a messenger RNA of Verticillium nonalfalfae, 2472 nucleotides long. RefSeq lists its product as uncharacterized. The coding region runs from base 1 to 2472 and encodes 823 amino acids. Gene Ontology annotation, cellular component: nucleus. The transcript is spliced from 4 exons. The record is from RefSeq and is a predicted model, not a curated record. NCBI's taxonomy places the organism in Eukaryota, Fungi, Ascomycota, Sordariomycetes, Glomerellales, Plectosphaerellaceae. Gene Ontology annotation, molecular function: zinc ion binding; DNA-binding transcription activator activity, RNA polymerase II-specific; RNA polymerase II cis-regulatory region sequence-specific DNA binding. Gene Ontology annotation, biological process: DNA-templated transcription; regulation of transcription by RNA polymerase II.